AAGUAGCUUUCGACCAGUCGUCUUUCAGUAGAGGGGUUGUCGACUCGACUCCAGCUUUUGGAGGCGGAACAAUAUCUAGAGUGGCAUAAAGCUAACAAAUGAGCUUGGGAGAGUGGGUUUGAACUGACCAAUAAGAUGACUCAAAGAGCGAAGUUAUAAAAGGAGCGGCUGGCGCCGGGCAGUUGUCGCCGGCAGCAGCUGAGAGUGGAGGUGCGGAAACAUCAUCUUCCGCUACCCUCUUACUCGGCGGUUUCUUCACUUGGUUCGUCCCCGCCAUGACCACCACGACCACCUACCAGGGGAUGGAUCCCAGCGGGCGCAGCAGUUCCAGGGUUCUUCGCCCACCAGGUGGUGGUUCCAAUUUCAACUUGGGAUUCGAUUUGCCAAAAGAGCAGCAGGGAACAAGAAGGAACAAGAUGGCAUCCAGUAUCUUUGGAACUCCGGAAGAGAAUCCACCUUCCUGGGCCAGGUCAACAGCCAAGUCCAGUGAUGUCAGUGAAACUUCUGAAGAGCUUGGGACACAAAGGACAGAUUCUUCUGAUCUGAACUCUGGUGACUACGUAGAUCCAAAGGGAAGGGAAAGUGAGGCUCCUGAAAACACAGAGGUUGAAAUAGAAGCUGCUUCAGGCCCAAGUGAAGAGAAACCCCUGCCAGCGGCACCUGUUCCUAGCCCGGUAGCACCAGCACCUGUGCCAUCCAGGAGAAAUCCACCUGGUGGGAAGUCCAGCCUAGUCCUUGGUUAAACUUGAUCCUCCUGUGCUCCUUCUAACUACUUGGAACUCAUGUCUGUUAUCUUUGUUUUUCUUCCAUGCUUGUGAACUGCACAACUUGAGCUUGACUGUACUUCUCAAACUAUCAUUAAAGAAGCACUUUAUGUACUUCAGUUUUGUUUUUAAAGAAGGUCUUUUUUCUGCAUUCAACUUCUGUCUUGUCUCCCUUGGGUCUAAUGGAAGUGGCAUGUGUGAUUUCUUUUCCUUGUGGUAGAUAAUAGAGCAGUGGUAUUCGCUAUGCAGCCCAUGGCUGACUGAAAGUUUUCUACAGUAUAUAGUCAUGUGUAUCCUAAGCCUAGGCUGGUUGAUUCUGGGUGUGCUAGGUGGCAUUUUUGUCCUGAAAUGUGUAGAAACCCCUUAGUUGGCUUUAGAGGGGUUGAAAGGUGGGGUUGUACAGAUCAGAAGAUGGGUGAUAAAAUGUAUGUGUUCUCUUACCCUACUCAUUUCUGCAACACAAACUGAUUGACCAGUUACUGAGUGAUACUUGGAUAACCAAUGUCGGAAGCCCUGUUGUACAUUACAGAACAGUAGAGCUGUGAUGCUAGUCAUUAACCAUGCUGCCUUCAACCUGGAAUCUUGGUUCAGCCAUGAUAAGACAUGGCCAGUGCCAAAUAUAGGGCUGGUGAUGUGAGCCUGCUGUUCUGUUCCCUGAGUAUCGGGCCCCACCUUAGGUGGCGGUGAUGGAAUGGAUCUUACAAAAGUAAGUAUUGAGUGGAGAACAGUCUCUUAAGACAGAGUCUAGUCCAAAUGACUCCAGUGCUAUGCAUGAUCAUGCUGGUGCUUGACCAUGAGGUGAAUCUCAUCCUUCUAAAUGUGUGUUGUAUCUUGAUAAAGCUGGAUUGUUGCUUACUAAUAAAGGAUAUAGAAAUUUUGAA
Molecule: messenger RNA, 1645 nt
Organism: Varanus komodoensis (Komodo dragon)
Lineage: Eukaryota; Metazoa; Chordata; Lepidosauria; Squamata; Varanidae
Gene: JPT1
Product: Jupiter microtubule associated homolog 1
Exons: 5
Coding region: 276-743 (155 amino acids)
Cellular component (GO): nucleus
Source: RefSeq, a predicted model, not a curated record